This is a messenger RNA of Staurois parvus, 261 nucleotides long. Lineage: Eukaryota; Metazoa; Chordata; Amphibia; Anura; Ranidae. The record is from the annotation of a GenBank genome assembly.
UCCAUUUUAUCCUCUUCAAUAUGACACAACUCCUCCAUCCUAUAAAUGCUCUCUACUCUAUUUACCCAGUCAUUCAUACUUGGUGGCAGGGGCGAACUGACAACUCAAGGGCCCCCGGACAAUAGGGGAUCAUGGGGCCCCGUAUCCUUGCCCAAACUCAAAAAAGCCUAUGAAAAAGGUACCAGGGGCAUCUCAUGGGGCCCCCUACUGACCUUGGGCCCUUGGGCAGUGCCCGAGUUUCCAAAUGGUCAAUCCGCCCCU